Plasmodium gonderi is the source of this 1008-nucleotide messenger RNA. RefSeq names its product DNA-directed RNA polymerase I. The transcript has a single exon. Gene Ontology annotation, molecular function: protein dimerization activity. Gene Ontology annotation, biological process: DNA-templated transcription. Bases 1 to 1008 code for a protein of 335 amino acids. NCBI's taxonomy places the organism in Eukaryota, Apicomplexa, Aconoidasida, Haemosporida, Plasmodiidae. Gene Ontology annotation, cellular component: RNA polymerase III complex; RNA polymerase I complex. The record is from RefSeq and is a predicted model, not a curated record.
AUGAAGGGCGUAAAAUUUAAAGACAAUUUUGUAAAACUGAAGGAAGAAGGGCCGAGAAAUGCAACAACAACUAAUUUUUAUGGUUCCUACUUUUUAUCAGAAAAUGAGCACGUGUUUGACAUAAACGAAUUUGAAGAUAACUUAGAAAUGAAUAUGAUGACGCAUGAAGAAAAUUUACUAAUUUUAGAAAUUAAGAAUUUAAAUGUAUCCAUUGCUAAUGCUUUAAGAAGAAUUAUGUUAUCAGAAGUACCAACAAUUGCAGUAGAGAAAGUUAACAUUUUUCAAAAUACUGGAAUUAUAGCAGAUGAAAUUUUAUGUCAUCGGUUGGGAUUAAUUCCAUUUAAAUUUGAUGCAGAUUUAAUAAAUUAUAAAGACGAAUGUGAAAAAUAUAACCACUUAAAUUGUUUUUGUUUUAAAUUACACGUAAAAUUUACAAAAAAAUUAGGAAGUAAUGAAAAAUAUCGAAGUAUAUAUUCGAGAGAUUUAAAGUGGUGCCCAAUUAAUGAACAACAAAAAACAAAAUUUCAAAAUAAUCAACCCAAAGUUGUAGAUGAUAAUAUUUUAAUUACAAAAAUAAGUAAUGGACAAGAGAUAGAAUUAGUCUGCUUUUUGGAAAAGGGCAUUGGUAAAACUCAUGCCAAAUGGUCACCUGUAUGCACAGCUGUUUAUAAAAUGUAUCCAUCAUUCUCUUUUAAUACGGAUGAAGAAUUUACUAAGGAAGAAAAACAGGACUUGAUAAAUAUUUGUCCAAAAAAUGUAUUCGAUAUGGAAGAUAGUGAUAACUUGGUAGCAAAAAAACCAUUGGAUUGUUCAUCCUGUAGGGUAUGUAUUGAAAAAUAUCCAAAAAAAAUCUCUUUUGAGAAAAUCAAAAAUCAUUUUGUUUUUACCAUAGAAUCCACAGGUUGCUUUCCCGCAGCUGAUAUUUUUAAAAAAGCACUUCUCAUUUUGAAGGAAAAAGUACUUAGUGUCAAGGGGGCACUUGAGGAUCAAACGAUGGUAUUAUCUUAA